Trypanosoma cruzi is the source of this 1563-nucleotide messenger RNA. RefSeq lists its product as uncharacterized. The coding region runs from base 1 to 1563 and encodes 520 amino acids. The transcript has a single exon. Gene Ontology annotation, molecular function: medium-chain fatty acid-CoA ligase activity. Gene Ontology annotation, biological process: fatty acid metabolic process. NCBI's taxonomy places the organism in Eukaryota, Euglenozoa, Kinetoplastea, Trypanosomatida, Trypanosomatidae. The record is from RefSeq and is a predicted model, not a curated record.
AUGCUUCGUCGCUUUACGAGAAACAUCUGCCGAUGCAGCGCUGCUCCAGCGCGCUUCAAUACUACGCCUUCUGCUGCUGCUGCUGCUGCUGCUGCAGGAACCGCAAAGGCGGGUGCAGGAUCCCGGACGGAAUACUCGGAGGCGAAGGGGCCAGUUGAAGUGCCAGUGCUUGACCAGCUCGUGGGCUACUACGUCAAUAUCCAGUCACGCAAGAUGUACUACAAGGACUUUCUUCGCAUUGAGCACCAGGCGGUGCGAUGGGCCUUUGCCGAUAUACGGAAGAACAGCGAGGCUCUCGCCCACGGGCUUCUGCAGACUGGUCUUCGUCCUGGCCAGCGCGUAUUGGCCAUUCAGCCGAGCAACUGCGAGACGUUUGUUUUGCAGUUGGCCUGCGCGAAGGUGGGGGCCUUGCUGGCGGUGGUGCCUCACCAGAACAUAAGCGCUGACAAGCUUCGUUUCUAUCUGAACGAGUUCCAGCCCAAUCACUUCGUUGCCCGCGAGUGGAUAGUUGUACCCGAAGUGAAGCAGGGAGUCUUGGUGGAGCGCAACAUGCACUUUUGGGACAUGAUCUACAACGUUAUUCCCGAGUUAGGCCUCUCUUACCCGGGGCAGAAGUUCCAGUGGGUGCACUCGCAGGAGUUUUUUUUCCUGAAGAAGGUCGUCAUCACGGAUCACAACAUGAACCUACUCGGUGUGACACCAAUGCGCAAGAUGCUCGUGUGGGGUCCUUUUUCGUACUAUGAGCAGCGCCUUCGCCGCCUCUCUGCUCUCUUGCACCCAGAUGACCCGAUUUUGGCCUUGGAGGAUUUUAAUCCGGCGGUGGAGGACAAGUUACACAUUACGUUUUCUCACCGGAAUUGCAUCAAUGCCGGGUUUCUUUUUGCGCAACUCAUGCAGCUCAAGGCGGAGACACGAUUUGGUGUGAUGCCAAAUCACCACACAAAUCCAGUGGGCUCCAUCAUUGCCCCGUACGCAGCGUUGACAUCAGGGGCUGUUCUUGUACAUAUCCACAGUGAUAUGUUUACUGACGACCAUGCCAUUAACGGUAUUGAAAAACUUUGUGUUGAGGAGGUUCAGGGUAUCCUUGGGAAGAAGGCAGAUUUUGACCUUUUGCUUUGCCAUACGGGCAAUUUUGACGCUGACCAAUACGAGCAUUUGAAGUGGGUAGCGCUGUUUGAAGAUGCCAGUGAUCCUUUUGUGAGCGAUGAAUACCUCCAAAAACUAGCAAAGGAACUUAGUCUCGAGGACGUGUUUGUGUUUCGAGGUCCACUGGAGAGCGCCUAUAUGCUCACAUGGCGUUCACUGAAGCGAGGGCAACGCGGGAUGGUUCCGCAUGCGGAGGCGAAAGUUGUGGGAGACCGCGGCACGGCUGAUGCAACGAUUCUUUCUGCCAAUACGCGAGGGAACUUGAAGCUCAAGGGACCGCAUAUUUCUCCAGGAUAUUACAAUAAUGCAGGUCUCUUAACGGAGCUAGUGGACGAGCGGGGGUUCUGCAACACCAGUCGUGAGGCGAUCAUGGACGAGAAGGGCAAUCUAACCCUGCAGCGGACCCAGAUCUACUAG